AUGGCUAUGUCUAAAAGUAUCCUACCUUUCAGUAUCAUCAGAUUCUUCCAAUUUGCUUCUGCAACUUUGGUCAUGUCUCUAAUCGCUUUCGCUACUAGAGAUUUCCACCACCACAGUAACCCAAAAAUCAACUUGGGUCUAUCUGUCGGUGUCAUUUCUGAAUUCUAUAUGCUAUGUGUUAUGAUCGGUACUUUGUUGUUCCCAUCCUUGGUCUUUGCUGGUUUACUAUUCAUUUCUGAAGCCAUCGUUAUGUGUUUGUACAUCUCUGGUUUCAUCACCGUUGCCUACCAAGUUGGUAAGCACCACUGUAGAGACAGAGUUACUGACACUUACAACCCAAAAUACGGUUCUUUGGCCGACUUCAACGAAUACGGUGGUAGAUACAAUGAAUUCACCAACAAGUACACUGACAAGAGCUUCGGUCGUGCUUGUAACUCUUUGAAGGCUGCUACUGCUUUUGCUGGUUUGAACACUGUUUUAUUCAUGGUUACCUGUACUUUGGUCGGUAUUAACGUUAUGAGACCAAUCACUAACAAGUACGGUAUGAGUGGUUUGUUCAAGACUGGUUCUUCCAUGGGUACCAAGUUGCAACGUUUCACUGGUUUGACUUUGAGUGAACCAGUCGGUGACUCUUACGGUUACUCUGGUUCCGGUAUGCAAGAUGCUGAACAAGGUAACGCUUACUCUACCGCUGACUCUUCUAACAACAACUACCAAGAAAAACCAGCUGGUACCGAAGGUAACACUACUGCUUAA
Molecule: messenger RNA, 756 nt
Organism: Vanderwaltozyma polyspora DSM 70294
Lineage: Eukaryota; Fungi; Ascomycota; Saccharomycetes; Saccharomycetales; Saccharomycetaceae
Exons: 1
Coding region: 1-756 (251 amino acids)
Cellular component (GO): membrane
Source: RefSeq, a predicted model, not a curated record